Cariama cristata (Red-legged seriema) is the source of this 5076-nucleotide messenger RNA. RefSeq names its product cilia and flagella associated protein 74 (gene CFAP74). The transcript has 37 exons. Bases 1 to 5076 code for a protein of 1691 amino acids. NCBI's taxonomy places the organism in Eukaryota, Metazoa, Chordata, Aves, Cariamiformes, Cariamidae. The record is from RefSeq and is a predicted model, not a curated record.
AUGGAAGGUAAUGAGAUUGGUUAUAGUAAGGAAGAAGAGCAAAAAUCUCCUCUACCAUUUCUGGAAGAAGAAGAAGAAAAAGAAGACAAAGCUGGUCAGUUCUCUAAUGUGGAAGAACAAUGGGAAGGUGAAAAUGAUGAAUUUUUUGAUAACUCACAAAAAACUAACAUUAAUGUGUCUUCUAAUUUAGUAGAUGGGAACAGUGCACUUCUAGGGUUGAAUGAGAUUCCAGAAUACAAGCUUGAAGAAAAGUUGGCUGGUGGUGGCAAGAUGGGAAAUGAGGACGCUUCUGAACGAGUUGGAGACAAAUCUGAUUCUAGCAUGGAAAACUUGGAACACUGUUUGGGCGAUGUUAAUAAUAUUCAGGCUGUGAAGUAUACAGAUAGAAUUUGCAUAUUAACCUUACAGAGGAAUCUAAAAGAGCUCAAUGACAUAGCGAAAGAAAAGGAACUUGUGGUCCAAAAAGCCAGAGAAAAGCUGAGUACCUGUCAACUACGGAUCGAGAUGCUAGCAAAGCAGCUGGAUUCUGUAGACAUUGAAAUAGAGAAAGAGAAGGAGGCUGGCAAUGUUGCAGCCUUGUCCCGCCUUCAGGCAAUGAACAGACGACUGUGCACUGAACUUGAGAAGGAGAAGGAUUUUGAGUUGGAAAUUUCUUUAACACUAAAAGAAAACAUGCUUGAGAUGUGGCAGAUAGAAACUGAGCAGGGAAAAUAUGAAAUCCUUCGUGAACAGCUUAAAAAACAUGAGGAGGUGCUAGAGAUGCAAUACCAAGAACGAGCAGAAGUGCGGAUCUGGAAGGAAAAAAUAGCAGCACUGCAAGAGGAAGAAAAUCGACAAUCUAGAGAAAAGAAAGAUGAGGAAGCCCAGAAAGAAUAUGAAGAAAGGCAUAAAAAAAUACUUGAAGGUGCCAAAAGGAACCAUGAGAAAGCAGUCUGCUUCCUGAGAAAAAGCAUAGCAAGAAUUCAUGAAAAAAAUGCAAAGGAAGAAGUGAAAACUCGGGAGCAUAUGGAGAGAAGGAUACAAGCUGUGCUUUCCCUGAAAAACAGCAUAACUUCCAAUAGGGAGAAACUCCAAACUCUCCAGGUUUGGAACAAAGCAAUGGCCUUUGAGGCAAAGAAGCAGGAGAUGAAAAUGAGGGAAGCUAUCCUAGCAGAAGGAGGCAAUGUUGCUAAGGAAGUUUUUCUCCAUAAACGACUGCUAGAGCAUGAAAAAGAGAAACAAGCUUCUAGAGAACAGCAAAAAUCAAGAAAAAUUGAGAUUGUGUCUCAAAUUGUGCAAGAAAAAGCUUCUAUUCACAAGCAGAAGAAAAGUCAGUCCUGUACUAAGGCAAUUAAGGGUGGUGGUAAACUUGAGGAUCCUUUACUGUGGAGAAUGAAAACAUGGCAAUAUAUUGAGAAGACCUGCAAGCAUUCAGGUGGAGCAAUAUCACAGUCAUGGUGCUCUCCGUCAGCUUGUUCCUCAGCUGGUGAGAGAACUGCUUCUGUAGGAGAGACUUCUGAAAAAAUACCCCAUGAUGUGCUCUGUGAAAGUGGUGAAGAUGAGAAAAAGAGAAACAAGACCCUGGUAGAACCAGAGUUCCCAGGACUUUGGAGUCAGGAAUGUGACUUGCACAAGAUAUUGAAAGAAGAAAUGGAUCCAAAGCAGCUGGCUACAAGGGCAGUGAAAAAAGAAAUUUUUGAGAAAAAAAUGGAGGAAUUCCGAACUGGAAUUUUUCACAAGGAAAUAGUGUCUGGUCAUGAACAUAAGCGAUGUACUUUCUAUAGUAAACCAAGCUGCAUUCAUUUCAAGGAUUUUGAUGUUGGUCAAGUCUACAAAAAGAAGAUAGUUUUGAUAAAUGCAUCCUACAGUGUUAAUUUCUGCAGACUAGUGGGAGUCAGUGAAUGGCUCGAGGACUUCAUCAGUGUUCAUUUUGACCCACCUGGCAAAAUGUCUGCUGGAAUGUCCUGUGAAAUAGAGGUAACAUUUAAGCCGAUGAUAAAUGAAACUCUGGAAGGACAAGUGAUGUUUAUGGCACAGACAGGUUCUUUUUCUGUUCCAUUGAAAUGUACAGCCAAGAGAUGCAUUCUGGCACUAGAUAAAGAGCUCAUUGACUUUGGUAGCCAUGUGGUGGGAGAGACAAUUUCACGGACCAUCAACCUGACAAACAGUGGAGCUUUGGGAACAAGAUUCAAAGUUCAGGCAUCAGCAGGUGACAGUAGUACAUGCAGAGCAACAGCAAAACCUUCUGGAAGAGUGGUUACUCAACAUUUCAGGGACUGUGUCCCUGAAGAGAAAGUUAGCAAUAGUCCUGUGACAUCUGCGGCUGAACAGAAGGAACAAUUUUGUCCUGAUCAUAGUGAAGAAGUAACCUACUGUGUAGCCCAGGUAGAGGAGCAGAGGACUGAGACAAGCCCGAGGAGUAGUUCCACAGAACAACUUGGUCAAGAUGUAUUGCAUUCCAGAUCAGAUCUAGACACAGACAAUGCACAUAAUUUAGUGGAACUUUCUCCUGAUGAAACACCAGUUGAAAUUAUGCUUGGAAAGGUUACUGAAGGUGACAUUGGACCCUUCAGCUCAGUCAAACUUCAGAUUCUGUUUGUCCCAGCUAUCCCUGGGGAUGUGCGGGCAGAGUUUGUGAUCAUGUUUGACAACUCAGACUGCAAACCACUGUGCUUUAGUGCCACUGGAGUUUCUAUUGAUGUGCCGGUUUGGGUGCCCAGUCCGAACGUUGAUUUAAAGAUCUGUAUGUAUGACCGACUUUAUCAGGAUUGCAUUGUCAUUCAAAGCAGAGCAAAAGCCACGCUGUGUUUGAAGUUUGAAGUAUGCAAAGAAUUGAGUAAGCACAUGGAGCUGCUUCCCAAAACAGGUUACAUUCAAGCUCAGUCAUCCUUCAGCGUGCAAUUGAAGUUUCUGCCCAGGCGCUCUCUUCCUGAAGAUGCAGGGAGCUAUUUUAAUGAAGAGACAAGAAUUCUGGAAGUUCCAGUGACAAUACUGAUUGUGGGUAAGGCUAAAAAAGUUAAUUUUACUGUCCAUGCAAUCAUUACUACUUCUGAUUUGGAAAUCAGUCCAGCACAAAUCAAUUUUGGAUACUGCACAAUCUAUGAAGCUGUGCAGGCAAAUGUUGUGCUAACAAACAAAUCCAUCUUGCCACAAGAGUUUGGAUUUGUGGGACUUCCAGAGUUUGUUGAAAUUCAACCCAAUGACGGACUUGGAAUACUUCUUCCCCUUGAAAACCUGACAUUGGACAUAAUCUUUAAAGCUAACGAGGCAAAAGAGUACAGCUUUGAACUAACCUGCAAGUCGGAGAUUAAUAGACAAUUCAAGCUGUCAUGCAAAGCAGUUGGAGUCCACCCACCUCUUGAAUUGUCUCAUUCCUUAGUUCGGUUUGCUGCAACAGCUUUAAAUGGUGUGUCUACAGCAACACUGUAUGUGAUGAAUUCCCAUGUGAGCGUCAACCACUUUACUCAUGCUCUCCCAAGAAUUGGCAACAGGGAAGUUGCCCCUGUUGGACCCACUUCAUUUGAAUUCUGUGUGCCAGAAGACUGUCCAGUGACAAUUACACCUUCUGUUGGAACUGUGUUGCCUGGGAAGAAAAGCUCGAUUCAAGUGUCCUUCAGACCAACAUUGUCAGAUCAGCUAAUCAGAGAAGAGGCAGUUCGGAGGCUUUGCAGAGCAGCUGCGACAGGGGCAGAAAUACAAAUGAUUCUUAUUCCUGGAUUUUCUAGUUGUGAUGCUUAUAUGGCAGCCCAGGCUUUCCUGAUGAGGAAUUUCACUGGGAGGUUUGAAAAAUACAUCAUACCGUGCUUUGUGGCAAGUGGACGUAUCAGUGAAAAGAAAGGCUCUGAAAACUUGAGCUGCAGCCCUUACAACACUUUGUAUUUGGAGUUGCACUGUCCAGCUGUAGCACCAUCUGUUGUGGUCACUUCAGAUAAUGGAACAAACACAGUCAAUUUUGGUGAUGUGGCAGUAGGGCACAGAAUGAUUAAGCGAAUUACAAUACAAAAUAUCUCCCCAGAGAAGCUGGAAUUGGGAUUCUCAGUUCUGAAUCCCAAUGGUCCCUUCCUGUUGGGCAGACCAGUUGGAAUGCUUGAGCCAGGUGAAAGUAAGACCCUCAUCAUCUCUUUUUGCCCAAAUGAGAAUAAAUCGUUUUUUGAAAUGCUGGACAUCCGAACGGCAAAAAACAAUCUAACCCUAAAUAUCACUGGUCAUGGGGUGAUGCCAUCAACCGUUUGCUCUGUGGAAGGAGAACUCAAUAUGGGCUAUGUCAUAGCCAGAGAGAAGGUGACUUCCACAUUCAAGAUACAGAACACUUCCACACUGACCCUGCGAUACUCCAUACAACUAGAUUCGCUUUCGUCAACAAGGGACAAAGAUCAGCAGAGACUUCCAUCCUUUAUUGCAUCCUCUUUGCAAAGAACAGAGUUUGUUGGAACACAGAACUAUAAUGGCUUAAGUGUGUUCAGCAUCUUUCCAACAGAAGGAGAAAUUGUUGCUGGGAAGAGUCAGGAUUUUAUGGUUACUUUCAGUCCUGACCAUGAAAGUCUGUACUACUCUGACCGUCUCAAGGUUGUGCUCUUUGGCAAGAAAGUAGCCCACGUGAUCCACCUAAAGGGUGCAGCAAGAGAUCACCCAAUGUUUGUGGAAGGGGGAAUUCCACUCGAUGUGCCCGUUGAGUCCUUGGCUGUAACAUUACCUGUGUCAUCGCAGGAAGCACUGAAAGGAGAGCUACAAGAACCAGUGAAGUCCAUUCUCCUCAUUCUGGAGUACAUCGAGGGAGAGAGUUCUCCAGUGCCAGCAAUGACAGAACUGAAAGUUGGAGCUAUACGGACAGCGCAAUUUGCGUCUAAGAAGAACACGGAGUUCAGUUUUGAUAGCCUGCCACUCCUGCAGCAGAAGGGAUUCACCAUCGAAUCGGCGAAGGGAACGAUUGAGCGUGGUCAAGUCAAACGCAUCGGUGUUUCUUGGGUGCCACCUGCUGACUUCCAUGCCAAUGACCCUCUGCUUGUGACAGCCCUCCUGACCUUAAAAGGUGAUGUUAAGGAAUCUUACCGAAUCCUCUUCAUGGCAAAAGUUGUGUCUGCAUGUUGCUCCCACUAA